CUCGUGUCAAUUAUUCGCAAUCUUAGUGGCAACGCCGAACAGGUAGCCAUCUUUCUUUCUUUCCCCAACUUCACGACCGCGUGGACGUCGCUACGUAAAAGGGAACAACAGGCUACAAAAUGACCAACUCAAAGGGUUAUCGUCGCGGCACCAGAGACAUGUUCUCUCGCCCCUUCCGCAAGCAUGGUGUCAUCCCACUGGGCACAUACAUGCGCGUCUUCAAGAAUGGCGAUAUCGUCGACAUCAAGGGACACGGUGCCGUACAGAAGGGCAUGCCCUACAAGGCCUACCAUGGCAAGACUGGACGUAUCUUCAAUGUCACACAACACGCCGUUGGUGUCAUUGUAAACAAACGUGUGCGCGGCAAGGUUCUAGCCAAGCGCAUCAAUGUCCGCAUCGAGCAUGUGCAUCACUCCAAGUGCCGUGAGGAUUUCCUGCGCCGCGUCAAGGAGAACGAGCGUCUGCUUAAGGAGGCCAAGGCAAAGGGACAAUGGGUUACCCUGAAGCGUCAACCCGAGCAGCCUAAGAAGGCCCAUUUCGUCAAGAAACUGGAGGAACCCAUCGCUCUGGCGCCAAUCCCAUACGAGUUCGUUGCUUAAACAACCUAAGCGAAGAUAUAAGGUGUUUUGUUUACAUAUUGUAAUUAUGUAGAUUGGUUGAUUCCAAUAUAAGUUUAAAUAGAA
Messenger RNA from Drosophila busckii, 683 nucleotides. RefSeq names its product 60S ribosomal protein L21 (gene RpL21). Gene Ontology annotation, molecular function: structural constituent of ribosome. The record is from RefSeq and is a predicted model, not a curated record. Bases 120 to 599 code for a protein of 159 amino acids. NCBI's taxonomy places the organism in Eukaryota, Metazoa, Arthropoda, Insecta, Diptera, Drosophilidae. The transcript is spliced from 2 exons. Gene Ontology annotation, cellular component: ribosome; cytosolic large ribosomal subunit. Gene Ontology annotation, biological process: translation.